ACCUGCAGCAAUAAAAGACCAAAUUAUUUUACACAUGUCAAUUAAUAUGCUAUAUGAAGGCAAUAAUUAUUAAAAAUGAUUUGGUCGGAAGAAGCCUCCCCGGUUUUUGUUCUGUUUUUCUUUUAACUUAAUUUCACCACCAACCGACUUCGUCCAAUUUCGAGUCAUUAUUUUUUUAGCAUGAACCCGACAGUAUUAAUCAUAGCAGGAGCCCUCCUAAUCUUUGGUGGAAUAGGUGUGACAGAGGGUAACGAGGAUGCACUGGUCCCUGGCUCAAAAGAACUAACAACCGGAAAAGGCAUUGAUGUCACCCAGCAUAAAAACAUCCUCUUGCUUCCCGCAGAAGAGGAAUGCGGCUUUGCGGAUAAAGAGGAUAUUGCAACUUCAAUGCAACAAAGUGGCAGUAAAGUAUUUCUCACGAAACCGAAUACCCCUUCAAAGUAUCCGUGGAUGGUCCGAGUAGUCGUGGAAGAUAACAAGGGCGUAAGAUGGCCUGUUUGCUCUGGAACCCUAAUUAGUUCCCGAUAUGUAUUGACUAGUGCAACAUGCCUAAUCGGCCUCAACAGUGCAGUCAAAGUAUCGAAUAUCGUACUUGGAGGACAUAAUGCACAUUGCGACAAUGGAAAGUGCUUCCCGAUAUCCAAGGUUGUGGAAGUCAGCGACACUGUGAUUCAUCCUGACUAUGUUCUCCCAACAAGACAACAUGACAUUGGUCUUGUGAAGUUGGCAAAAAGCGUGACAGUCACUGAGAGUUACAUGAGACCAGUUUGUUUACCCAAAGCAGAGACAUUGUUCGCUGGUUUUAAAAACAACAAGACCGUUUCAGUUAGUUGGGGAAAAUUGGAAGAAGGUUCUUUGGCUUCUUCGUACAUGUUAUAUCCACGCAAUCUACGAGUAACGGAAAUGACGUUCGAACUGAGGGAAUAUUGUGAUCGAUUUUAUAAGAUAUCUCAUGCAAAAUUUGGACCUGGAAGGUUCUGUGCAACCAGCACUGCCAACAAAGGAAUUUGUUCUGAUGAGGAUGGUGGACCACUACUUAAACCAAUCAUGAUACCAGAGAGUGACCAAUCAAGAAUUUAUCAAAUUGGAAUCGUUUCUUUCCAGAACAAAUUAUGCGGCCAGCCUGGAAUCCCUGCAGGUUUCACAAAUGUAAUUAAUUACAUGUCAUGGAUUUUGGACAAUAUGUCACUAGACUAAACAAAUAAUAUACUAAUGCUAUUAGUAUUUAAUCAAAAUUACA
Messenger RNA from Folsomia candida, 1240 nucleotides. RefSeq names its product CLIP domain-containing serine protease 14D-like. Gene Ontology annotation, biological process: proteolysis. Gene Ontology annotation, molecular function: serine-type endopeptidase activity. The coding region runs from base 181 to 1197 and encodes 338 amino acids. The record is from RefSeq and is a predicted model, not a curated record. The transcript has 7 exons. Lineage: Eukaryota; Metazoa; Arthropoda; Collembola; Entomobryomorpha; Isotomidae.